This is a messenger RNA of Acanthopagrus latus (yellowfin seabream), 2808 nucleotides long. RefSeq names its product angel homolog 1 (Drosophila) (gene angel1). NCBI's taxonomy places the organism in Eukaryota, Metazoa, Chordata, Actinopteri, Spariformes, Sparidae. The record is from RefSeq and is a predicted model, not a curated record. The transcript has 10 exons. The coding region runs from base 298 to 2400 and encodes 700 amino acids. Gene Ontology annotation, molecular function: 3'-5'-RNA exonuclease activity.
GCGGUAGAAAGCCUCGUGUUCGGCUGAGAAAGUUUGUGGGCUUAACGGGAACCAUGUGUGCGUGUGGCUCGAGCUAACGGUGGCUAACGCUGGAUAUAGGUCUCUGCUGACUGAGCAGUUUGUUUUAUUCAUACGUGCGAGGCCUCGAAGAAGGAUCUACCCCCUGCAGUGGUUAAUGGCACGGCAGUGUGGGAUGGUGGUGCUGUCACAACCAGAAGGCUCAUUCAGUCUCAGACAAGCCUGUUGGACCAGUGGCUCAGCCCGAGCAGUGGGACGACGGGAGAAGCGAAAGAAAGGAUGAAAGAACCAAGCCCAGAAAAGGAAGAGGAUACAGGGCCUGAAGCAGAUAAGGAACAGCUGCUGGCUUUCCUGCACAGAGACAAAGAGAAUGAGGCUCCGUCAGAGAUGAGCGAAGCGCGACCUGCAGCAGAGGAGAAAGAAGCCGAGAUCAGUAAUGGACCCCAAGAAGAAGGUCCUAAGGAAGAGGACACAAACAUGACAAAUCACCAUGAGAUGUUGCAUAUGAUGCAAAGCACAGACGAUGGACUAAUUUGUCCAACUGAGGACACUAAUCCAGAGAGAGAACUUGGGGCCCAAUUAGAGUGCCUACAAAUGGGGGACAGUGCUAAAGUUGCCACCUGUCCAGUGCUAAAAAAUGACGAGAUACCAAACCCAGAAGACUCAGUCACUCCAGCUGAGCCCAGCAUACAAGAAAGCAGCGGUCAAGUACAGGAACAACUACAGAUACGAAGUGUGGAAGAGUCAAGAACUCCAGCUAAGGCUCCAAUCGAACUAACAGAAUGCUGGGAUGAAUAUAUCUCUAUCUCUGCCGAUGAGAUGCAUGGUGGGGAAAGCUCUGAGCUGUUAUUUACCUCCCUUCUCUCGAACAGUCAAAUCCACCUCGACCUCAGCAGGGAUACUCAAACAGGAUGGCACUUUCCUGCAGGGCCUGGCCUGACAGAAGAAGUGCUGUGCCCGCCGUGGCAAUUUCCUGCAAUGAGCUAUUAUCCUCCAAUAGAGCCGGCAGUGCCCUUUGAAGUAACGUGGAGAGUGUGGGAAGACGUGGAUGAGAGUGCCUCUGCAGCAGAGCCUGCCCUGGUACCCAUCCCGUUCUCAAAGGCCUCGAUGGACUUCACUGUUAUGUCCUACAACAUCCUUGCGGAUGACUUGCUGGAGGCCAACCAGGACCUGUACACACACUGCCCCCUGGAGGUGCUGGAUUGGAGCUACCGCUGCAGCCUGCUGCUGGAGGAAAUACUGAAAUGGUCACCAGAUAUUCUGUGUCUCCAAGAGGUUCAGGAGAACCACUACCAUGAACAGCUGUGUCCAGUCCUGUCUCAGAUGGGCUACACCUGUGUGUACAAGCGCCGUACGGGAACCAAAGCAGACGGCUGUGCCACCUGCUAUCGCAGUAGUCGCUUCUCGGAGGUAUCCGUCACACCGCUGGAGUUCUUCAGGCCUGACACGGAGCUGCUGGACCGGCACAACGUGGGCAUUAUUGUGUUGCUUCGGCCAGCAGUCACUCGGGGGUCAGAGAUCAAGACGAUGGGCCCACCCCUCUGCGUGGCCAACACCCACCUACUCUUUAACCCCAGGAGGGGCGAUGUGAAGCUGGCUCAGCUGGCCAUACUGCUGGCAGAAAUUGACAAAGUGGUCAAGUCCUGUAAGGCCAGAGGCGAGCACUGUAACCUCAUAAUGUGUGGGGAUUUCAACUCGCUCCCCUACACACCUCUGUACCAGCUGAUCACCACCGGGGAGCUCUACUACCAGGGUCUACCAGCGUGGAUGGUAUCAGGUCAAGAGGACCUGUCAGACAAAGCCUACUGUCAGAGGCUGUUUGCUCCCCUGUGGCCCAGCUGUCUGGAAAUCACUGACAACUGCCAGUACACAGCUGUCAAGGAGGAAAUGAAGAGCCCGAGUCAGAAACGAGGGAAGUUUCAGUACAGGCAUGACUUUAUGCAUCAGCUGCGCUUCUGUCCAGCCGCAUGUGUCCGUCCAAAGGACUUGGAGCUGAUUCCAGGCGUGACUGACAGCACACCAGAUGCCUCAAAGGGAAAUCAGACUUAUGAUAAAAGGUUCAGACACACUGUCACUCAUCGUUUAGACCUGGAGUCGGUCUACAAACACAUUCUUCCAGGCUCUGGCAAUCCAGAGGUCACAACCCUGCACGCUGAAGCCGGUGCCACCGUCGACUACAUCUUCUACACCCCAAGACGCAUCUCACCCGCUACCGAUAAAGGUGAUGGUGACUUGGAGCGUGAGGGUCUGAAGCUGAUUGGUUCCCUCUCCCUCCUGUCAGAGGAUGUCUUGUGGUCAAUGGGGGGCCUUCCCAAUCACAUAUUCCCCUCCGACCAUCUGAGUCUUCUGGCCAAAUUCCAGCUGGAACUGAAUGUCCCGUGAUGGAAAAGACUGGUUGAACUGAAAGAAAUGUCAGAAAGUAAGCACCUUUCUGUUCAAGUGAUUCAGGUACAAAUCUGUACACAUUUGUUUUUUCUUAGUGUGAAUACCAGUAGGUGGGGUUCACAGGAUCAUAGUUUUCUUAUGUAUUAUAGUCAGUCCUGUUCCACGUGUUUUUAUGAUGGAGAGUUAUGGUGACGUAAUAGUUCAUUUAAAAAAAUAAAAUAAAAAACGGAGGCAGCGAUUGCUUUGACUCUUGCUGGUGUGACGACACACCGACCUGUUCAUUUUGCUGUUUUAUUUUAAAGUUUCAAAUGAGGAAUACAUUUGAAUGAUUUCCAACUACAUUUCUGAGUCAGUUCUAUUUUUUCAGAUGGUAAAAAUAUUGAAUAAAUAUUUAAUUCAUGUGUG